Messenger RNA from Lontra canadensis (Northern American river otter), 528 nucleotides. Its product is annotated as protein FAM136A-like. NCBI's taxonomy places the organism in Eukaryota, Metazoa, Chordata, Mammalia, Carnivora, Mustelidae. The record is from RefSeq and is a predicted model, not a curated record. Gene Ontology annotation, cellular component: cytoplasm.
AUGGCUCAUUUUGUACAAGACCCAAAGCUACCUGAAUUAGAAACUGUGAAACAGGGGGGCCUGAGUGCUGGAGUCCAUGAGGGCACUGGUGCAAAGGGGGUGUCAUGUGGGGUCCCCGUGAGAGAGCUGCAGCAGCUCUGGGUGCGGGAGGCAGAAGACUCCAUGGUGAAGAGUCUGGAGAGAGAGAACAUUUGGAUGAUGCGGGGCCUUCUGUUCCGGUGCAGUGCCAGUGCUGUGAGGACAGCCAGGCAUCCAUGCAGCCGGGUACACCAGUGCAGUGAGCGCUGCUGUGCACCUCUGGCCCAGGCCCAGCUGGAGAAGUCCCAGGACCACCUGGCCCAGUGCACCAUGCAUUGCGAUGACAAAGCCAAAGAUUCAAUAGAUGCAGGAAGUAAAGAGCUUCAGGUGAAGUGGCAGCUGGAGACUUGUGGGGAUGACCAUAUGCCCAUCCCGACCGUGACCAAGAAGAUGAAGAAGUCUCUUAUCCAUUGGGAAAUAGAAGUCUUUGCAAUUGGCCAUCAGGGUUGA